This is a messenger RNA of Dendrobium catenatum, 889 nucleotides long. Its product is annotated as thioredoxin-like 3-1, chloroplastic. The record is from RefSeq and is a predicted model, not a curated record. Gene Ontology annotation, cellular component: chloroplast stroma. The transcript has 5 exons. Bases 216 to 755 code for a protein of 179 amino acids. Lineage: Eukaryota; Viridiplantae; Streptophyta; Magnoliopsida; Asparagales; Orchidaceae.
AUCUGGAUAAGCUGCUUCCCCUUCGCCUCUUCUUUUCGUCUUGAGCAUCGAGAAAGCGGCCUCUCCUCAAUUCCUCAAUUCCAUUUCUCGAUUCGAAAUUGGUAUUCUUGAUUUCCUACAAAGCUUGAAUCCUCCUAGGUCUUUUUAUCCCGUCAAUCGGCCUCGAAUCUCUGCCAUCUUUCACUAAACCCUAUCAAAACUAUUAGAUCAUUACAAUGGCAAUUCCGGCUUCAAACCCUUGUGUCCUCUACCGCGAUUUCGGCCACCGUGAGCGCCAGAGCGCCGCUUCCUCUGCUGCUGGCUGCGGGGGGUGGUCUCCGGUGACAUCGGGCUCGUUGUUGACCUGGAGAGGAGUGUGCCGGAGGAGGAGAGGAGAUUUGAGGGCGGGAGCCUUCUGGAUAGCGAAGCCGUCGUCGGUGGAAAUGGAGGAGAUCGGCGGAAUGGAAGAGAUGGAUGAGGUCCUUCGCCGCUCGAAGGAGCUCUCACAGCCGGUUAUUAUCGACUGGAUUGCUUCCUGGUGUCGAAAAUGCAUUUAUUUGAAGCCCAAACUGGAGAAACUUGCAGCUGAGUUCCACCCCAGAAUUAAGUUCUACUUUGUGGAUGUAAACAAAGUGCCACAAGCUUUGGUAAAGCGUGGAAACGUUUCUAAAAUGCCUACAAUUCAGGAUGGUGAAUGGAAGGCCGAGAUAAUCGGAGGGCACAAAGCAUGGCUUGUUAUUGAAGAAGUUCGGGAAAUGAUUCAAAAAAAUAUCUAACAAGUAAGCAAAUCAAAUAUAUAAUUUUCUCUGUUCUUAUGUGUAAAUAUGUAAUUUAUAUUUAAAUUUUAAGUUUUUUAUCAUGAAAUUUGUAAACAUAAAUCUAUGGAAAUAUGUAAUGUUUUUUAGCUCAC